AUGAUGGUUGCGGUGACCGCUGGACUGUGGUUGUUGUGCCUGGUUGCUGUCGUGGAUCUCCAAGAAGCAGUGGACACAGAAUGUUGUUCAGACGCAGCAGCAGACGAUGCUCAAAACACAGAAGAGACUCAGCAGGAGUUAGAUGUGGAACUGGAGGAAGCCUGUCCUGAACUCAGCGGUCAGAUCAUUGGCGGUAGACCGACGUCAGUGAACAGGCAUCCUUACCAAGUGUCCAUGGUGUUGAAUGGGAACUCCUUCUGUGGCGGGUUCAUCAUCAGCCGGGACUAUGUGCUGACUGCCGCUCAUUGUGUACAGAACACCUCUCCCAACGCCAUUCGUCUCCGUGUCGGCAGCACCCGUCGUGACACCGGCGGCCGCAUAGUCCGGGUCACCAAUGUGACUGUCCAUCCUCAGUACGGGAGGCCACAGUUCGACAACGACAUAGCUGCCCUCAGGCUGGCACGUCCUCUGAACUUUAACGCCAACAUCAGACCUAUCAGGCUGCCGCAGCCGAGGCAAGCAGUUCCUCUUGUGAGGCUCACUGUGACUGGGUGGGGUCUUACUGCUGUGGGAGGACGUCGUAUCCCCCGUAACAUGAUGGAGGCGAAUGUGCCAGUAGUGCCGCACUGGCUCUGCCGCCUCUCCUAUGGGGAGUCUCUCACCAACAACAUGUUCUGUGGCGGACACUUCCUCAUCGGAGGAGUGUCGUCUUGUCAGGGUGACUCCGGAGGACCAGCGGUGUUCCGCAACACUGCCUUCGGCGUGGUAUCAUUUGCCAGAGGCUGCGCAUUACCGCUAUCACCGACCGUCUUUACCAACAUUGCCUCACUCAGGACUUGGAUCACAGACAACACAGGCGUCUAACCCAAACCCAACCUUAUUCCAAACACCGUAGAUUUAAAUUCCAGCAACACUGUGAUAGAUAAAUGUGUAGAAUCCAGCAGAGCUUAAGUUAUCCCCGUUACUUAGUCGCGUCUUGGCUGCGAGCCAGUUAGCUUUCCGAUUGCUACAAAAUAUGGUUUUUGUAAUUUUGUAUCCGCGGUUAAGCUACUGUAUUAUAGGAUUGUAUUGUAUUAAGAUUUUUUGAACUUAUUCCAAGUUUUGUUAACAUUUUAGUAGCAGGAUAUUGAGACCAUAGCUUCAACUGGAUUUUCUGAUGUUUUUAGCAAUGUAUAUAGGAUGGUCUUGUUACUAGAUUUUAUAACAUGAGCUCUGCCUAGACUGUAAUAAGUGUUAUUUUUAAUUUAUUUUUGUAUCGAAAUGUUUUGUAUUAAAGAUUUUUACC
Helicoverpa zea (corn earworm) is the source of this 1285-nucleotide messenger RNA. RefSeq names its product trypsin-like. Gene Ontology annotation, molecular function: serine-type endopeptidase activity. The transcript has 5 exons. The coding region runs from base 1 to 864 and encodes 287 amino acids. Gene Ontology annotation, biological process: proteolysis. NCBI's taxonomy places the organism in Eukaryota, Metazoa, Arthropoda, Insecta, Lepidoptera, Noctuidae. The record is from RefSeq and is a predicted model, not a curated record.